CUAAAUUACUUUCUUUCUUCAAUUGAUAAGUAACAAUUUAGCUUCAGUUUCCACUCUCUUUUUUCUCCCCAAUCAUAUUCACAAGAAUCCUUAACUUCCAAAAACGAGAAAUUUGGGUUUUGGGACGUUUCUCUGAAGCUUCUUUGCAUAUUUUUCCUUUGCCUAUAUAUAUAAAAGCACAUACAUAACACAAAAUCAUAUAUGUCUUUGCCUUUCUUCUGAGCUUCUUAAUAUAUAUAAUCACUAAGCAUGAUGUCUCAGAAAUCUCUCGUCCUUUUCUUGGUUUUCUUUGCUUACCUUCUCUCUUUCUCUCAAGCCUACAGAAACUUCUAUGUUGGUGGCAAAGAUGGCUGGGUUUUGCAGCCUAAAGAGAAGUACAAUGACUGGGCUGGUAGACAAAGGUUCCAAGUCAAUGACACUCUGACUUUCAAAUAUGAGAAAGGAUCAGACUCAGUUUUGCUGGUACACAAAGAUGAUUACUACAAGUGCAACAGAACGAACCCUGUAAAGAAAAUGGACAGUGGAAAUUCUGAGUUUCAAUUUCCUCACUCCGGUCCCUUCUUUUUCAUCAGUGGGAAAGAGGGUCAUUGCCCAAAGGGGCAGAAACUGAUCACCGUUGUUAUGGCUGAGAGAAAGAAAAAAUCACCAACUCAUCCCCCAAAAGCAGCUCCUCCUAUGUACCCUGUUCCGAUUAUCAAGCCUCCAGCAUCAUCCCCAUAUUCAUCACCAGGGCCAGCACAGUCUCCCAAGCAUCAUGGCCCUGUUGCAAAACCUCCUAAAGCAUCAUCUCCAGGUCCAGCUUUGGCUCCUACAUCUCCAACCCCUGUUGCUGAACCUCCCCAAGAAUUAUCUCCAACACCAGCACCAUCUUCCCACAUUUAUCCAGGGCCAGCAAACUCUCCCAAGCAUCAUGGCCCUGUUGCAAAACCCCCCAAAGCAUCAUCUCCAGGGCCAGCUUUGGCUCCCACAUCCCCUUCCCCUGUUGCUGAAUCUCCCAGUGAAUCAUCUCCAACGCCAGCACCAUCUUCCCAUAUUUCUCCAUCUCUAGGACCAGCCCUGUCACCAAUGGCUCAUGGUCCUAUUGCACAUCCUCCUAAAGCAACAUCUCCAUCGCCAGCUUUGUCUCCUAAUUCACCUACACCAUCCUCAUUUCCUCCAUCUCCACAGUCAGCAGCACCCCAAGCUCUGACUCCAUCUCCUUCCAAUGCCCCUGUUGAGUCACCAACGGUCAUAAGCCCACCAGGUCCACCAACAGCUCCUUCUCCUUCUCCAACCGGAUCACCAUCACCAACAGGUUCUCAGGCACCAUCUGGAAGACAAACAGGAUCUCCGGCUCCUUCCACGUCAUUUGCCACUGCAACUUAUUCAAGUGCAACGGUCUUAGCAGGCAGUGUCUUGUUGAGUAUGGUAUUUGGUAGCUUUGUGGGUGCCAUUUAGGAAUAUUGAAUAAUUUAGUGAAGGUUUAAAAAUUAAUGUUUUUGAUAUGGGAAUUUUUAUAGUUGAUUUUUUUUUAAAUCUUAGCUAUUAUCAUAUGUUUUUUAUUAAUUUUAUGAUGUUUAAUGAACAUAUUUAGAGAUUAAACCUUAUAUUUUCCGUGUAUUA
Messenger RNA from Theobroma cacao (cacao), 1602 nucleotides. It is a transcript of the gene ENODL1, whose product is annotated as early nodulin-like protein 1. Lineage: Eukaryota; Viridiplantae; Streptophyta; Magnoliopsida; Malvales; Malvaceae. Gene Ontology annotation, molecular function: electron transfer activity. Gene Ontology annotation, cellular component: plasma membrane. The record is from RefSeq and is a predicted model, not a curated record.